AUGGCUACCGAUCCAAAAACGGAAGAAUUGUUUUCUCUACUGGAAAAUGGUCAACUUCAAAGUGCUAACCUUGUAAAACAAGACUGCAUCACUUUGAGAAAUGCGGACAGUGAAAAUGUUCUCAUAGUUGCAGCCAGAACGGGACAAGUAGAUAUUGUACGAGAUUUCAUCAAUGAUUUUGAUUUGGAGGAUACAGAUGCUGAUGGUUGGACUGCUCUUCUUGAUGCGGCUUAUAUGGGACAUGAGGAAGUUGUGAAAAUUUUAUUGGAAGCUGGCGCAGCUGUCAACUAUUCUGAUAUGCUGGGCUGGAGUCCGUUGAUGUGGGCAGUGUACAAGAAUCAUUAUGCAUGUGCACAGCUUCUGAUCCAAUUCAAAGCUUACGUUAAUCUUAUUGAUGAAGAAGAUAGCUUAACACCACUUAUUGUUGCCGCUGGACGUGGCUACGUAACUCUUGUAGAAUUACUUAUUAGUGCUGGUGCAGAAGUAAACGCAUGUGAUAAAUUCGGAAGUACAGCUUUAAUUUGGGCUGCAAGGAAAGGUUGCAAACCUAUAGUUGAAUUACUGCUGAAUUCUGGAGCUGAAUUAGAUGCUGUUGGGAUGUAUGGAUCGACUGCUUUAAUGAUGGCUGCGCGGGGUAAUUUCAUCGGUGUUGUUAAAUUGAUACUGUUAAAGGAGCCGAACAUCAACAUUGUCGACCAGAAUGGUCUUUCAGCACUUGCUAUCGCGGCACGUGAAGGCUAUGUGGAAAUUGCAUCGAUGUUUAUUCAGCAUGGGGCGUACGUAAAUGCAGUGGACAGGUUUGGAAAUUCAAUUUUGGCAGCUGCUGUACGAUCAGGGAAUGUGGAAAUUGUGAAAAUGCUUCUUGAAAAGCAUGCCGAUGUCAAUGCAAGAGAUUCCGAGAAUAGAACACCUCUUCAUUUGGCUAUCGAUAAGUCAUUUAUGGAUAUUGCAGUUGCUUUAUUGGAAAAGAAACCAAACUUAGAAAUACGAAAUAAGGAUGGUGAUACGCCACUACUGCGAGCUGUAAAAAAUCGACAUGUUGGUUUCUGUCAAUUACUGGUAAAUUCGGGUGCAAAAGUUUCAGCAACAGAUAACGCCGGUGAUAAUGUAUUACAUGUGGCAUUACGAGCAAGAUCGCGGAAAAUAACGCAAUCCCUUCUUUUGAAUCCGUCGGAUUCACGUUUGCUGUACAGACCGAACAAACUUGGUCAGACACCGUAUUCAGUUGAUCAGGAAAAUCCACAACCAAUUAUCCCCUUAAUUUACGGACCAUUGGAUGCCGAGAUACAGGUGGAUGCUAUGCUUGGUUACGAUAUUUAUAGCAACGUAUUGGCUGAUAUUGUUUGUGAACCGAAUUUAACAUUACCGCUAACUAUCGGGUUGUACGCAAAGUGGGGUUCAGGAAAGUCAGUGCUUCUUGACAAAAUGAAAGAUUCAAUGCGAUCAUUUUCAAGAUCUUGGCUGGACGCGGUACAGCUUUCAUGGUCGUGGUCAUUGAUCUUUUCAGUAGCACUUCUUAUUGCGAUAUUUACACUUGUCUGCAUCGCUGCUGUCGCUUUUCUUCAAAAUUUUUAUUACAUUAUUGCUGUUGGUGCCUCUGGCUUGACUCUCUUCAUUCUAUGGGUACUUUCAUACGGCUUUAUUUAUUAUGGGAACAGUGUUAAAGGAUGGAAUAAAUCCGUGAAUGUUGCGCGUUCGAUUGCUAAAUUUUUGGCACAUAUGCGUUUACUGUCAAAUGUUGCGCUACAACAUAGCGCAUCAGUCCGAGACAAGGAUGUCCUUUCUUGCCCUGUGAGUUUCUUAUUUGCUGAUUAUCAUCGUUUAUCAUCAAUUGGUGGUGAGCAGGCGCUAGCGAAAAUCGUUAUUACAUUAUUUGAAGCUGCUGAAAAUCAUUUUGGUUCACUUCCAGUUCGCUUGUUUUGUGCUUUGAGAGUUUUAUUUGCACAUGGUAACAAAUCAAAAACACGACGAGCAUGUGGUGUACCGGUUACUGUGAUGGUGUUAUUGUUUUUGUUCUCAAUUAUUACAGCUUUAAUUUUGCUUAUAUUAUGGCUUUACAGUGGGAUGGAUCUUCAGUCUAGCUAUUUAUUUGGCAGCGUAUCUUUUUUCAUUAUUGUGGUGGUGCUUACUUUAUAUCCACUUUACUUUCUUUUUGUUUAUGGAUUUGUCAAUAUGCCUAAGAAACGCAUAAAUAUUGCGGCACAGAAAAUCAACAAACUGCAUUUUGAAGGAUUUAUGCAAAAAUUACAACAUGAAGUCAAUCUUUUGGCCAACAUGAUUCGCUCACUUGAUUUUUUCACAAACAGCCAAACUCGAUUAAUUGUUGUGGUUGAUGGUCUUGAUAAUUGUGAACAGGAACGUAUGGUACAAACCUUAGAUGCGCUGGAGCUAUUAUUUUGCACUCGUGCUGAUCGGCCAUUUGUAGUAACUAUUGCCGUUGACCCACAUAUUAUUAUUUCGGCUGUAAAUCAUAGCAUGCAUUCUGCAUUAGCAGGAACUGAGCUUACUGGACAUGAUUACCUAAAGAACAUCAUUAAUAUGCCAUUCUAUCUGCACAAUUCGGCCAUUCGACAACUCCAGACAAAUUUGCGCAACAAACGAGAAAGCUUGGCUGAUUGGAAAGAAAGGUUCAAGCGACAAGAUACAUUCCAUGGAUCUUACGUAUCUUUACGUGAAGGUUUUGAAGGGAAAUUAUCAAGGAAGGUAACGGUUGUAGGGACUCGUGGAUUAAGCCGUUCGCUAAUAGCAGAUGAUUAUUUCUCAAAUAUGAAUCCAAGAUCAAUGAAACGCAUUGUCAAUGCGCUUACAUUAACAGGGCGAUUGAUGCGUGCAUUUGAAAUUGAAUUUUCAUGGGUCUCACUUGGCUAUUGGGUUAGCCUAAUUGAGCAAUGGCCGUCCAGAAUGUGUUGGCUUAUUGAUCAUGCUUUGGAUAUUCCACAAGAUUCAUAUCCGCUUGCAGAGCUUUAUUACCAUCUAAAGCAACAAAUCCCGAAGAAGGACCCAUUAAUAGAUCUGGAUCGGAAUCCGGAUAAUUUCGAGUCUUUCCUAGAACAAGCAUGCAUGACUGGUCCGGAACAGUUGACUGUCGGACAUGUUCGCCGGUUUGUUCCGUGUACAUCCAAUCUGGAUCCUUAUCUUAGAAAACUCAUUAGAGAAUGUCGUAUUGGUACAGUACAACCGACUAAAUCACUUGCUAGUCAACCAUCCAAUCCACCUGGUUUAGUAAUCUCCGGUCCUGCUUGGCAUCUUUUCAAAGAUAAGAAUAUUUGGCGAGGAAUUGAAGUACCACUCAUUGAAAUGAAGUUAUCAGAUGUAACUGACUUGGUGGAAAAGUUAGAUAUUGCAAGUGAACGGAUAAGUGUUAUUGUUGAAAAAAUGAAUGCAUGCAAUCUUACCGGUCUUGUUUUGUCAGCAUGUAAUUUAUCGGAAGUACAAGACGCUCUUAAGUUGAAUUUGGGUGAUUGGACACUGUUGAAGUUGCUAAUUGAAACGCUUCGAACUUGGAAACCAAUAGUGCCUCUGGAUGGUGUUGAAACUCCUUCCCUAAUGUCACCCAUUCCUGCUCUAGCAGUAUCAACUUCUCUUAAUUCAAUACAAGAGCAAAAGGAUCGGUUUGCUCUGCAGGCAGAAACACAAGGUGAUCAUCAAUGGAUCUUGGAAAAUUUUUCUGGAAUGGAUGUUGCAGAAGUAGACGACGUACUUCCUGCCUCUUCUGUACCAUCCGUACAUUUUGAUGAUGGGAUUGCGUCGGAAAAGGAUAGCACUGAAAGUGUUUGUGGGUCAUAUGAAAAUUUGUUGGAUUCUGAAUCUGCUUUGCAAACUCGGGAAGAAUUGGUGAGCGCAAUGCGCAAGGAUUCAGUUCACUCCGACGUAAGUCAUACAGGGACGCAUAGUCAAUCGGUAUCUCGGACUCAUCUACAGAUUAUCAUGGAUGUUUCCGAUAAUCAACAAACAGUGAAGGAAGUGAGCCCUUCUGAACGGCUUUCAGUGCUAGGAUGUCAGUUCUGGACCAGUUUAGUAUCGACCCAAGGCUUAUCAUGA
Molecule: messenger RNA, 4041 nt
Organism: Acanthocheilonema viteae
Lineage: Eukaryota; Metazoa; Nematoda; Chromadorea; Rhabditida; Onchocercidae
Source: the annotation of a GenBank genome assembly